GGAACUUCCGGGGCGAGAGCGCACGUGUGGUAAACAAGCAUGGACGCCUCGGACGAAUGGGCCGAUGUGGCCCAAAGUCCCACUUUGAAGAACCUGACGGACGGACGCUUCGGCGAGCUCAAGGCCAGCCAGUGUCAAGCCGUGCAGGAUUUGGUCAAAGCUCACAUUGACUCUUUCGACCAGGCCGUCAGCGAAGGAUUAAGCCGCGUCGUGCAGGCCAUCCCGCCGCUGGAGUUCUCGGUGAAGGGCGAGCGCAUCAGCCUGGCGUUCGUGGAGGCCGCCGUGUACCCGCCCACGGUCUCCAAGGGCAACGUGUGCCGCGAGAUGAGGGUCUUCCCGGCCGAGUGUCGCGCCAGGCGCUGCACGUACAGGGGCAAGAUGGUGGCGGACGUGAGCUGGGCGGUGGACGGCGUCCCCAAAGGGAUCAUCAAGCAGUCGCUCGGACAACUUCCCGUCAUGGUCAAGUCCCGGCUGUGCAACCUGCGCGGAAUGACGCCGCAGCAGCUCGUGCGGCACCACGAGGAGGCCGAGGAAAUGGGCGGCUACUUCAUCGUGAACGGCAUGGAGAAGGUGAUCCGCAUGUUGAUCAUGCCGCGGAGGAACUACCCCAUCGCCAUGUCUCGACCCAAAUGGAAGAGCAGAGGCCAGGGCUACACGCAGUAUGGUGUGUCCAUACGCUGCGUGAAGGAGGAUCACACGGCGGUGAACAUGAACCUUCACUACCUGGACAACGGAACCGUCAUGCUCAACUUCAUCUACAAGAAGGAACUUUUCUUUCUUCCGCUUGGCUUCGCGCUUAAGGCUAUGGUGGACCUAAGCGACUUCGAGAUGUUCUCAGAGCUGAUCAAAGGCGUGGAGGAGAACUCGCUGUUCCGCAGCUGCGCGUGCGAGAUGCUGCGCUUGGUGUCCGAGCACGGCUGCACGUCGCGCGCAGAAGUCCUGGACUACCUGGGCCGGCGCUUCCGCGUUAAGAUGCACGUGCCCGAGUGGUACACCCACCAGGAGUGCGCCGACUUCCUGCUGGACGAGUGCGUCUGCAUCCACCUGAGGACGGGCCUGGAGAAGUUCCGACUGCUGUGCCUGAUGACCCGCAAGCUGUUCAGCUUCGCCAAGCAGGAGAGCCUGGAGGAGAACCCGGACGGCGUGGGCUGCCAGGAGGUCCUCACGCCGGGUCAGCUCUACCUCAUGUUUCUCAAGGAGAGGAUGUCGGCGUGGCUCGUGUCCAUCAAGUUGGCGUUCGAAAAGCGAGGAAGUCGCCUGAGGGGCGGCUGGACGUCGGUAAACGUCAUGAAGAUGUUCAACCUGGGCAACGACCUCACCAAAUACUUCGAAUACCUGCUGGCCACCGGGAACCUCAGCUCCAAAUCCGGUCUGGGCAUGCUGCAGAGCACGGGUCUGUGCGUGGUGGCCGACAAGCUCAACUUCAUCCGCUACCUGUCGCACUUCCGCUGCGUGCACCGCGGCGCCGCCUUCGCCAAGAUGCGCACCACGUCUGUGCGCAAGCUGCUGCCCGAGUCGUGGGGCUUCCUGUGCCCGGUGCACACGCCCGACGGCGAACCCUGCGGCCUCAUGAACCACAUGACGGCCAGCUGCCAGGUGGUCACGCGCUGGCUGCCCACCGUGACGCUGCCCGCCCUGCUCUGCUCGCUGGGCGUGGCCCCCGCCGACGCCGCGCCCGCCCGGCCCUACGCCGACUGCUACCCCGUCCUCCUGGACGGCGCCGUGGUGGGCUGGGUGGAGGCCCAGGUGGCACCCGGGCUGGUGGACUCGCUGCGGAGGUUCAAGGUUCUGCAGGAGAAGAAGAUCCCUCCUUGGACCGAGAUCGUCCUGGUGCCCAAGACGGGCAAAGCCAGCUUGUACCCAGGCGUUUUCCUGUUCACCACGCCGUGCCGCAUGGUGCGCCCCGUGCGCAACCUGGCGCUGGGCGCGCUGGAGCUAUUGGGAACUUUGGAGCAAAUGUACGCCGAGGUGGCCGUGACGGAGGCCGAGGUGCGGCCGGGCGUCAGCACCCACCGGGAGCUUUUCCCGCACAGCAUGCUCAGCGUGGUGGCCAAUUUCAUACCCUACUCGGACCACAAUCAGAGCCCCAGGAACAUGUACCAGUGCCAGAUGGGUAAGCAGACGAUGGGCUUCCCUCUCCACGCCUUCCUGGAGCGCUCGGACAACAAACUCUACCGGCUGCAGACCCCCCAGAGCCCCCUGGUGCGGCCGGCCAUGUACGACCGCUACCGGCUGGACGACUACCCGAGCGGCACCAACGCAGUGGUGGCCGUCAUCUCCUACACCGGCUACGACAUGGAGGACGCCAUGAUCGUGAACAAGUCAUCGUGGGAGCGCGGCUUCGCUCACGGCUGCAUCUACAAGACUGAAAUGGUGGACCUGACCCUCAGGGCGCGGGGCCAGGACGGCGUGGUGUUCGGGACCAAGCCGGGUGACCCCAAGGUCAACGGGCGACUGGACCCCGACGGACUUCCUCCGGUGGGCGCCGUGCUGCGCUACGGCGACCCGUACUACAGCUACCAGAACCUGAACACCGGCCAGGCCUUCGUCACCUUCUACAAGAGCCACGAGGCGUGCGUGGUGGACAACAUCAAGAUCUGCAGCAACGACGGCGGCUCGGGCUCCUUCAAGCGCGUCUGCAUCACUGUGCGAGUGCCGCGCAACCCCACCGUCGGCGACAAGUUCGCCAGCCGCCACGGCCAGAAGGGCAUCCUGAGCCGCCUGUGGCCCGCCGAGGACAUGCCGUUCAGCGAGAGCGGCAUCAGUCCCGACAUCCUGUUCAACCCGCACGGCUUCCCGUCGCGCAUGACCAUCGGCAUGCUCAUCGAGAGCAUGGCGGGCAAGUCGGGCGCCCUGCACGGCCUGAGCCACGACGCCACGCCCUUCGCCUUCUCCGAGGACAACUCGGCGCUGGACUACUUCGGCGAGAUGCUGCGGGCCGGCGGCUACAACUAUUACGGCACCGAGCGUCUCUACAGCGGCACCAGCGGCCUGGAGCUGGAGGCCGACAUCUUCGUCGGCGUGGUUUACUACCAGCGGCUGAGGCACAUGGUGUCCGACAAGUUCCAGGUGCGGACGACGGGCGCACGGGACAAGGUGACCAACCAGCCGGUGGGCGGCCGCAACAUCCAGGGCGGCAUUCGCUUCGGCGAGAUGGAGCGCGACGCCCUCCUGGCGCACGGCUCGUCCUUCCUGCUACACGACCGCCUCUUCAACUGCUCCGACCGCUCGGUGGCGCAGGUGUGCCUCGACUGCGGCAGCUUGCUGUCGCCGCUGCUGGAGCGGCCGCCGCCCACCUGGUCGUCCACGCGCCACCGCCGCACCGUCUGCGCGCUCUGCGGCAAGAGCGACUCGGUGGACUCGUUGUCCGUGCCGUACGUCUUCCGCUACUUUGUGGCCGAGCUCGCCGCCAUGAACAUCAAAGUCAAGUUGGAGGUCAAGUGAACCACUUACAUGCACACUUCCGAAAUAACACAUUUGCUCAUUACGAUGUGAAGACACUGAUCAUGUAAAUGACUCCUCGCAAGAAUCGUCAACCAUAUUUUAACGAGCACGUUUUUGGGGUGUCCUCAUCAGAAUCGCACGGAAAUGUGGCAGAAGGGAAUGUCCUGCUCUUUUUAAUGCAGUGCACACCAUCUUAGGAGAAAAGAACUAAACAUGUUUUUCCUGCAUCAUCUCCACUCAAAUGUACACCUCUAGUAAAAUUCAUCAAAACAUAUUGCACAGAGUUGAGGCAGGGGGCAGCGCGGUGCCGACAAAACCCAGAAAGUCCCACGAAAGAGCAAAACCUGGACCUGGGAGAGCGUCGGACGAGAGCUCAGAAACAAUCGCACUCUUGUUAUAUAUGAUCGCCAUGGCAACAUUCUGGCGAGGGAUUAUCGUUCAAAUAUAUUUGUCUAUUAAAAGUCAAAGCAUUUCCUUC
Phyllopteryx taeniolatus (common seadragon) is the source of this 3922-nucleotide messenger RNA. It is a transcript of the gene polr1b, whose product is annotated as RNA polymerase I subunit B. Gene Ontology annotation, molecular function: DNA binding; ribonucleoside binding; DNA-directed RNA polymerase activity. The coding region runs from base 40 to 3444 and encodes 1134 amino acids. Gene Ontology annotation, cellular component: nucleus; RNA polymerase I complex. NCBI's taxonomy places the organism in Eukaryota, Metazoa, Chordata, Actinopteri, Syngnathiformes, Syngnathidae. Gene Ontology annotation, biological process: DNA-templated transcription. The transcript has 14 exons. The record is from RefSeq and is a predicted model, not a curated record.